GCUUUUUUGUUUGUGUGCGUUCAUUGGACAGUGAUUUUUGUUCACUUCCUCUCUUCCGGUUUCAACGUCAGCUCAGAAACUCUGUCACCAUGAUCGGGGAUUUCUUGAUUUUCGGGACUUUGCUGAUGAAUGCCGGUGCAGUUCUCAAUUUUAAACUAAAGAAGAAAGAGUCUCAGGGCUUUGGAGAUGAGCCCCAUGGGCCGACCACAGGGGAUAAUAUCAGAGAGUUUCUGCUGAGUCUACGAUACUUUCGGAUAUUUAUUGCCUUGUGGAAUGUGUUCAUCAUGUUCUGCAUGAUUGUGCUGUUUGGAUCAUGAGAAUCCUAAGGACCUAAGAAGAUAUAAAUAUUCAGUGUUGUAUAUAUUUUUGGGAAAUGGGAAAAGAAAUGGGAACUUUAUGAAUCCGUUUCAUACUUUGUUGUAUUGUUGUUUUUUUUUAUAAAGAGCAUUUGAUGCAGAUUUGAGAUGCUGGCAAAUGUUAUGAAAUGCAAUACUGAUUUUAUGUGCAGUAUAAACAUACAUUGUAUAAACACGUAUAGCUUGACUUGAGAUUAUUUUAGGAACAUGGAUGUGUAUGUUAACUCCAUAUCUUUGAUCAAGUUACCCAGCGCCAGAAAAUCUUAGCCUCAUGUCAUCAUUUGCCAUUUUACUGACAUAAUUGCCAACAUUGUCUUAUUGUGUUCAUAACUAUUUUAUAAUGCGGUUAAAGGCUUUAGCCAUCCACCCAUGGUAGACUGUAUAUUUAAAUGAAUAAUGAACAGCCAGAAUCUUUUGAUGGUAUAUAAACUCUCAACUGCCUCCUC
Molecule: messenger RNA, 802 nt
Organism: Clupea harengus (Atlantic herring)
Lineage: Eukaryota; Metazoa; Chordata; Actinopteri; Clupeiformes; Clupeidae
Gene: smim7
Product: small integral membrane protein 7
Source: RefSeq, a predicted model, not a curated record